Molecule: messenger RNA, 2641 nt
Organism: Lates calcarifer (barramundi perch)
Lineage: Eukaryota; Metazoa; Chordata; Actinopteri; Centropomidae
Gene: pou2af2a
Product: protein POU2AF2
Exons: 5
Coding region: 177-1067 (296 amino acids)
Molecular function (GO): DNA binding; POU domain binding
Source: RefSeq, a predicted model, not a curated record
UGUUCCAUGUGUCCCUGCCCUCCUGUCAGCGUGGUUAAAGCUCCCAUAGUGGCACGCCACACCACUCAGUAUGGUGCUGCACACUGGGAUUUAACUACUGUAGGCAAAUACAGCAGAGGGAGAACAGAGAGGCCUGUGUGUGUGUAUGUGUGUGUAUCAGACUGCUCAACAGCAUCAUGGACACAGAAUAUUCUAAGAGAGUGUACCAAGGCGUUCGAGUCAAGCAUACAGUCAAAGACCUGCUGGCAGAGAAGCGAUCCAGACAGACAAAUGGGCCCAGAUACAGUGGAGGAUCAACCACUCCACCUUCAUUUGUCCAGAUGCCAGGGUCUCACAUGCUUCCCAGUUAUUACAGCAUGAGACGUCCCUUCAUCUCCGACACAGACUUCUGUCCGUCCACCAAGCAGUUCUCCCCUGACAUGUAUUCCUCCACCCUCACGGGUAAACCUCUGGGCUGUGAGCCCUCUACAAUGACCAGCUACUCGUCCCUCAUUGACAGCUACUACCCAGAGGCCUUUGGUGAUUAUCGCAGCGCUGCCACCUUCUCCAGCUCUGGAGGAUCCUUCCUGCCCUCGUCAGCCCUCUCAUCCCUGCUGCCUCCCUUCAGUGGAGAGUCCUCACAUCUGUUUCUGAGGGACACAUGGGAACAGUCAGUUCCAGAGCCAGUAACCCAGGUGGAGGGUCUCUGUCCAGACAGCCUGGCCUCUGUCAGCAUCCCACCUUCUAUGCCCAGUCCAGAGCCCCCAGGUAGCCCCUCUCAGUACCGAUCCACCAGCCGAGGCUCCUCCAUGGGCUCUGUCUCCAGCAGCCAGCCCUAUACUCUGCACCCCCUGGAGGAUGCCCACUACCACCCCUUAACCUCCAGCAGCUCCUACCCUGUCCCCUCCUCCUCCUUUGCCUGUCCCCCAUACAUGAGCGGCCCUGCCAGUGACCUGGUGUCCAAGAUGGUGACAGAGGAGGCCGACAGCCACAGCAGCCUCCCACCCAAUGGUGAGGCUCAAGCAUCCUGGGCAAAGGAGGAUGGGGUGAGCUCCUGGUCGUCUUAUGAGAUCAGGAGGGCCUACUGACUGGCUGAUGGGCCGGAGUUUCAAGAUUUGGAUGAAGAUGGAGGUUUCACAGACAGUUAUACAAUGAACUCAACAAGCACAUGACAGUACAGAGAAAAUUCUGGGAGGUGUUUUGUUGAUAGGACAAUUUUAAUGCAUUUACAAAGCAUCAAGCUGUCCAUAUUACACCCUGAUCUGUUAGGAAAUUCCUACCUAUUUGUAAGAAAAAAUGAAAAGAAAAGAUAAAAGUGUCUUUUUGUUUGGUUUAUGUGUAAAAGAGUGGGGAAAGUGAAAAGUGCAGAAUAUGGACUUGAUCAGAUAAAAAAUCAUGAUAGGAUGAUGAGAAUUUGUGUUUGCUAUAAAAAAAAAUUUAAACAUGAACAUGUAAAAAACAAAAAAAGACCUUUAAACUUACAUGGUCCUUGUACCACCAGGGGUACUUCUGCAGUCACCAGUGUGUAUUUUAGUAAAUUUGUGGAGUAGUGCAACUGAUUUUGAAAAAACAAAAAUUAUCAUAUAGUAAAAUGUAAUGUGUAUAUGUCUACAUAUUUGUGUUUAUUUCAGAUUGGUGUGCAGCUGAACUUUAGUGUAUUUACUGUCCAAAUAACCCAUAAAUUACCAACUACAGCAGACCAGAUGUAACCUCUGCUGAAGCUAAUCCCAGCUGACACUGUAUCGCAGGGGUUACCAACAUAUAUUUGGGCCUGCUGUAGCUGGUAGUUUAUGGUAACACUUCACUUUAACCUCCUUCAUUUAUAAAUCAAAAAGUACUAUAUAAACAAAUACAGAUGGUUUAUAACACACUAUAACACAUGUUUUAUCAUAGAUUGCAUUAGGUGAAUUUUAAAAAUCUUUAUAAUUCUAAAUCUUUAUAACAUCCUGUUAUAUAUUUAGAAUUUUGAUGAAUUUCCAAUUGUACUACAUACUGACUUAAAAUACAGCAUGCAUCAAUGAAUUUAUUAAUUACACAUAUAUAUGUAUAAAUCCUUCACAGAUAAAUUUUAAAACAACUAUGAAUCUAUAUGUAACAUUCAGUAAUUCCUUACACAUCAGUUUUGAAUGCUUCACUGUUAACAAAGACAUUAAUAAACACUUAGGCUAUAAGUAUCCUUAACACUUAGAAAUAUGUUUACAACUACUCCAUAGUGUCUUACAGUGUAGUAGGUUUAUUCCAUUUCACAGCUGUUUGCAUAAGUUGUUUAUAAAUGUUUAAAAUGGGGGUUAAAAUAAAGUGUUGCUCAUAAGACUUUCCCUCUUUUUCAUCAAGAUUUUUCAAUCAAAUAACUGAGAAAAAAUCUGAUUGGAUCGCCUUUAUUGUCUAAACACACACUUCUGUCAUGUUCAGCAUGUCUAGAACUGUCUUUGUCAGUGACUGUAAUGUUUUUCAUUUCCAUUACAUUUUUUUCUUACCUCGAAAUCAUCUGCAAAGUUAAGGCAAAUACCAAUUAACAGUCUUUGUAUUGUAUAUCAUUCCAUAGUUUUAUACAUACUGUAUUUGUGUGUGUUUCUAUAAAAUGCCACUGUUCUAAAUUUAAUAGAAAUUUUAUGUUUGAUGAAGAAAUAAAAGUUGUAGCAAACAUGGAAGAAGACUUAAA